Messenger RNA from Effrenium voratum, 415 nucleotides. The record is from the annotation of a GenBank genome assembly. NCBI's taxonomy places the organism in Eukaryota, Dinophyceae, Suessiales, Symbiodiniaceae.
ACUGAACACGCAGCGAAAUUGUAGACUGCCUGUAUCUGCUUGCAACCAUGGCAGCGCGCGGCGGGUCAACCCGCAUGAGGGAAUGGUGGUGGCUGGGCUUCGAUCAGAAGUUGCCGAUCAGUCCAGAGCAGUGGAAGCCCUACGACCCAAAUGUGCAGUACCACCUGACGGCAUCCUGGAACGCGAUGCUCAUGGAGGAUCGCCACGAGGGAAUUCUGCUUGACCUCGCUGUAUUCACGGAUCCGCCACAGCCGUACCAGGUCUGGAGAGGCGAUCCGGUGGAGGUGAACAACCAGAAGGAAGAGCUUUGCGGGCACCUGGCCAUCGCCGGCUAUCCCAAGGCUUUGUGGGAGCUGCCCAAACAGAUGCUGCCGGCCAGCCCAGCUUCCAAGCAUGGGAAGGUGAUUGGUGGCUU